This is a messenger RNA of Linum tenue, 2446 nucleotides long. The record is from the annotation of a GenBank genome assembly. NCBI's taxonomy places the organism in Eukaryota, Viridiplantae, Streptophyta, Magnoliopsida, Malpighiales, Linaceae.
AAAAGAGAAAAGGAAAACUGAUAAUCAACCGCGAACGGAGAAACACUCGAAGCGAGGGGAAAGUGAACCGUUUCGUUGCUCCGGUAACUUGCAACUAGGGUUCCAUCGGAGUUCAUUUUCGGCUGCCGGCGAGAGUCCUCCUCCGACCUUUAGAUUAUCGCAUUGCUGUGUUCGUCGUUGCCUCCGUCGGCAAGUGAGGGUUUCUUCGGAGUUCGAAUUCGGCAGCCGAGGAUGGCUGAAGUUGAUGAACCGAGCAGGAAUGAAUUCCAGUGGCUACAAAAGCGAUCGAUGGGUGGAAAGAAUAAUGACGUCCAGUUUUAUGAGUCCUUCAUGUAUGAUGGCAUGAAAUAUAGAUUGUAUGACUCGGUGUAUAUGUACCGAGCAGACUGUGACGAGCCUGAGAUAGGGAAGCUGGUGAGACUGUGGGAGACUCCUCAAGGCCGUAAACUAUGUACGAUCUUGUGGUACUUUCGCCCUCGCGAUAUUACAUAUUACUUGAGAGGGGAGACCUUUCUGGAGAAUGAACUGCUUUUGGCAGCCGGGGUGGGGGUAGGGCUUUCUGAUGUUAAUCCCGUGGAAGCCAUUGCGGGAAAAUGCAAAGUGGUAUGCACUUCAAGCGAUCGUAGGAAUCGUCAACCCUUAGAGGAAGAGAUCAUCGGUGCAGACUAUGUCUUUCACCGGGCCUUUGAUGUAGGGAGUUGCGAGAUUGUGGAAAAGAUGGAUAAUAAAAUUGCUAAAGUGGAGACUAAAUAUUUGUUUAAUAGAGAGAGUAGGAGGACUAAACCCUCCACAAUUACGAGAACUGUGGAAAACUCUAAAAGUUCAAAGGAUGUACCCAAGAAUAAAGAAGGUCUUAAGAAGCGAAAACUGGAAGGAGAGCAUAAUAGGCUUGCUAGUGCAAAGUUGCCUAAACCAUCACCAGUCCAAUCUACCGAUGAAAGGAAAAGGGUUGAUAAUCAAGGGUCUGAAGCCAUUAGCAUUGAGGAAAGAAGAUCAAGAUGGUGCAAAGAACAACCUUGGGAUGAAGCAAUGGAAGAUGGGUAUGAGAAUGGAAGUCUCGUUCUCCUUCUAAACUUGGAACCAUCAUACACAUCAGACGAGGUGAAGGAGUUGAUCAAGGAUGCUCUGAAGGAAAAUUGCUCUGCAAAGAUGGUUCAGCGGACAGCUCUUUCCAGCCCUAAUUUCGGUCAAGCUUUUGUCAAAUUCUCGUCAAAGGAAGUGGCAGGAAGGGUGGUUGCGAAAUUGGACAGGCAUUGUUUGGUGUUACCUGGUGGAAGGGUCCUUGUGGCUAGGCUAGCCUCUAGUGCUUUUAAAGGAAAACAGUCACCUUUUUUUGGUCAUUUUGGUAUUGAUAAACUGAAACACCAAACUCAUCGUGACAAGAGAGAGGCUGUGUCUACUUCUCAUUGUUCGCAACCCAAUACAAUUGAGCAUGAAAUGGCUAUUGACUGGGCUGUGCAUCAAGCAAGAGUGAAUCUAACAUGGGAAGCCAUACACAAGCAACAAGGUGAGGAACUGAAGGUACUUAUAGAUCGUUUUAAGUCUACUGAGUGAGGGAUGGUGCUCCUGUUUCGUCAACUUUUUGGUAAGUACUUCAGUUUGUUUGCAGGUCAGAAUGUAAAUGAACUUUCUCAGGGUCGAAGGAGAAUUUCUUGGGACCGAAUGUGAAUUCAUGUGCAGCGGAAGGUAGUGGCCCUAAUGUGAAGCAAACUCUCCGCCCUCGGCAACUUCACUAUUUUGCCUGAACGGCUCGAACUACUCUGCUCAGGGGAGAUGGAGGAUGGUAUGAACUUUCUAUUCCAUCUAGUUGUAGAUAACGUGGUGGUUUAUUUCUGCUGUUAUUUUGAACUUCUGCUGCCCAGUUAGUUAGCCUUCAAUCUCCUUUUUCUCUUCAUCUUCCGGCGGCAGCUUUCUGAAUUUAGUGAUUGCUAGUUGAUCACUGUUUGACUAAUGGAAAUCUCGUCUUAGAAUUCAGAAUAAGUUCCGUUAAUUUAGAGCAUAAACUGCAGGCUUGCUCGACUUCUAAGAGCAUGCCUUUAAGCCAAUAUGAGGGGGAUUUGGGGCUGUCGCAUAAGCCAAUUGUGGUUGGCUUUAUGCUUUUAUCUUGAGUAUCCCUUCCAAAGGCCACUAAGCUCUUGAGAAUUAGCAAGGGCUUUAUUGCCCCUUCUUGAGAAGGUCUUUUGGGGAUUACUGGUUGUUUUCGUUAAAAGAGUAGUUCAUGUCAUUAUGUUUUGGUACCUAAAUGUUUUACUAUGACAUUUUAGUAACUAGACUUAUCAAAAUUUACAUAUUGGUUCAAAGCUUGGAUAUCAUUUGGAUGAAUGAGUCUACAAAUCCAUAUGAUUCAAUCCAUGUAUCCACAAAUCCAGUUGAUCCAUAGAUCUAUCAAUCCAAUCCAUCAAUUCAUGAGAAUUCAAUCCAUUUGUCACAUCUACUUCUAGCUAAU